Planococcus citri (citrus mealybug) is the source of this 2410-nucleotide messenger RNA. RefSeq lists its product as uncharacterized. NCBI's taxonomy places the organism in Eukaryota, Metazoa, Arthropoda, Insecta, Hemiptera, Pseudococcidae. The coding region runs from base 152 to 682 and encodes 176 amino acids. The transcript has 5 exons. The record is from RefSeq and is a predicted model, not a curated record.
GCAUUGCAUACGCAGCAUUGCGCAAUUUCUAUACAAAUAACGACAUGUUUUAAAGUUGAUAAAACGUUAGUUCCGAGUGUUGUGUUCAUUUUCUGAUUAAAUUUGCUGUGCCUUAUAGCUUUCUGUAAUUUGUGCCAAAAUUCUAGUUAAUAUGUUUUGUUUUCCGUGUUCGCAAAUUAAAUUCCCCUCGUUAGGAAUGAGUAAUCCUUUAAGCGGCGUUAAGAAUAUAUUCGCGAAAAAACCAACGAUACCGAAAACACCUGUAGAUGGUGCAGCAAUUAAAAAUUUGGGCGAGAAAGCCGAAGGGAUUUUAGAAGAACAAAAGAAAAAAGUUGAAGAAUUGGCCAUCGAAAAGAGGAACGCAGCUGCUGCCAUUCUAGAACAACAAAAAGAAAAAAUUGGAGACUUGUUAUGGCAGUCGAAAAGCGACGCUGAAAAUUUAAGUGCCGAAGCUAAACAAGCCGUAGAUGGUUUCGAAGAUGAAAUUGCCAAAGAGGCCAGUAAAGCUGCUGAUGAUGCUACUCAACAUGUCAGCAGUACGGUUGACGAGAAGUUAAAAGAAACCGAAGAAUUUUUAGAUGAUAAAAGGGAAGAGGCUGUGAAGCAGGCUAGUUCGGCAGCCGAUUCUGUUCUCAAUCCGUCGGCCGUUCUGGGAAAAGCGAAAGGAUUUUUGAAUUUUUGAACUUUGUUUAACGCUUACUAACCCAAGUAUUCAGCUUUAGAAGCAGCCUAUAUUAACUUACGUAUAAAUGAAAAAAAAAUCAAAGCUUGCAUUUCAACAUAACCUUAACAUUUCUAACAUUGUUUUCUCUUCGUUUGUAUUCUAAUUAAUUAUCGGUUUGUUUGAUUGUUUUUUUUUCUUUUUUUUUUUUGGUUUGUUUUUUUAUAUCUUAACGUACUAAUUAUGAUCACUCUUUAGUAUAUUAACAACGAGUUAGUUAUUACUACAUUUUAAUUAAUAUCUCAUGCACAAAAGUAUAUUCGUGAGUAGCUAUUUCUCUGUUUCUUUCUAAAAAAAAAUCGUCCUUAUCGUAAUUUUCAAAUCGUCGAAAUAAGAUGAUCUCAUUCUCGAAUAUCUAGCUUACUACUCUGAUCUUUGCUGUUCUCGCUUCUCUUCUUCUUAUCAAAUUUCUACCCAACUAAUAUGAAAAUCUUGUUUCAUAAUGAAAGUGUGUUCAUUGUAUUCCUCAUCACAAAACUUUCGGAAGCUUAUACUAAUCAUUUUACCAACUUUAACAGCUUUUGCAUUCACAAAAGAAGAAAAAAAUUACUCUCUACUUUGCGAAAAUUUUUUUGAAAAAUUGCGCACUGCUCAAUAUACAUAUGUAUGAAUCACAAGUCACAAAGAAGGACUUUACGUGUAGAUCUUAGAGCAUUAUAAAGAUCUAGAUCGAGCUUAUUAAAAAAUCGCAUUUUGGACGAUUAGUUGAUCAAUCGAUUAGUUAAACAAAUUACGAUGAAUCUGAUUAUUGAUUAAAUAAUGAAGUCGAGUCGAGUUUAGAGAGCGGUUUAGUAUACUAUUUAGAUCUCUAAUAAGUAAUAAAUUAAUCAUCAUGAUACUAAUAUGUAAAUAUAUUAAACAUGUUUUAUUAAUAUCCAACAUAAAAUAACGUGUAAAUUGAAGCGAUGCGAUGGUUCGAAGAUGCUUAAUUUUAUUUUAUUUUACUUAAAUGUCGAGUUACUUACCUAUCGAUUUUACAAUGGAAAUGGUUUAAUAGAUAGGUAUUUUUGUACUAUAUAAAUUGUGUAUGAAUUUAAAAAAAAAAAAAAAUUGUUUGAUCGUAACACCGAUAUCGAUUAUCUACUCUCGAACAAGAUCACCGAACAUGUAUGACUAAUGUUAAUUUUGAAAUUUCCAUUUUCAGAGAUUUUUCCUAAUCAACUCGGAUCUACAAUCAUAAAUUAUACCUACUAUUUUCAUAACGAAAAAUUACACACGAAUCAUGAAGUAAGUACGUAUACGUCUUGGAAAUCAAAUUACGCUAUUUUUGGGUAUAAAUUAAAAUAAUUAUCUUCCAUUAUGAAUCAAGCCAAUGUUACCAAUAGUUACCUGUGUAUGUUUCUUUUUUUUUUUUAGCGCAGAUGUAUCUGUUUAAAAAAAAGUAUUAUGUGUAUCGAAAAAUAUUUUUUUAAAAACAAAACUCGAGCAAUAAUUUGAUAGCGUGUAGAAAGCUGCAUAGAAAAAAAAUUACGUUGUUUGUAUCGAAUAAGUACCUGUAACAAUUAUAUUCGUUUGUAGAAUAAAAAAAAUAAAUAAAUAAAAAUUUUCAAGAAACGUUGAAAUAAUUUUUAUGUUUUUUUUUUGUUUUUUUUUGUAGUGUUUAUUGUACUACCUACCUACUAAUUAUUUACAUAAAUGUUAUUACAGAAUUGUAAAUAUUUUACCAACACAAAUACAACAUUUAAUGGA